Aspergillus homomorphus CBS 101889 is the source of this 2671-nucleotide messenger RNA. Its product is annotated as putative AAA family ATPase. The record is from RefSeq and is a predicted model, not a curated record. The transcript has 2 exons. Gene Ontology annotation, cellular component: cytoplasm. NCBI's taxonomy places the organism in Eukaryota, Fungi, Ascomycota, Eurotiomycetes, Eurotiales, Aspergillaceae. Gene Ontology annotation, molecular function: ATP hydrolysis activity; ATP binding. Bases 342 to 2579 code for a protein of 745 amino acids.
UUUCAAAGGUCUUUGUCUGCUUGAAUCAUUCUGCCCUCUCUCGUCUACGUAAAUGGCUUAAAUUUAGCAAUUUAUCGUCAACCAAUUUUCUGUCACACAUCGUCUCUCCUCGCCAACGAGAAGGUGUCUAGACCCGCGAUCUUUUGGCCAGCAUACACCCUGUUCCUUGCCGAAUAACACAUGCGCAGUAAUUGGAAGAUGAUCUAGCAACUGUUCAAAUUCAAUAUAAGUACUACCACGGCCGUCUUAACUCUCUGGCCCGUCUUUGACUAGCAGAGUGACCCAACUGAAUCCGGAGUCAAGUCCUUUAGCCGGUUCUCCCAAGCUCUGCAUAACAUACGAUGUCUGAGACACGAUCCUUCACCGUCCGGCCGCUCUCGAAGCAAACCAGAAAUGAUCAUCGAGAUGCCUUUCGCGUCUACCUAUCUUCGUCCUCGCUGGCUUCUCUCAAACUUCGUGCUGGAGAUAUUUGCGCCCUCUAUAUCCCUGGUGAAGUUUCCAAACAUGCUAUAGCCUGGAAUGCGGUUGAGAAUAUUCAGAAUACCGUUGUGCAAACGUCUAGAACUCUUCAGGAUUGCUAUGGAUUCAAAAUUGGUGAAAAGAUCACAAUCAGCAAAGUUGAUGGGCCCCUGGAAGAAGCACAAACGGUUUCGUUAGUGGACUGCUCGGAUGAUGAUAAGAUCACAAAAUUUGGUAUUAUACCGCAUAGCGACACAGACCAUUGGGCUUGGUCACUGGAAUUUCCAUUGUCCAGAUGCGAUGCAAUCGCUGUUGGUCUUGUUUUCGAAAUGGAGCUUAGAGGCCAGCGACGCAAUUUCAAAGUGGCAAGCAUGUCAAGCCAAGGCCAGAAUGGUUUUGGAACCUUGCUCAAAUUCACCGAUUCUAGCAGAAUUCUCCUUGGUGAGGAUGUUGCACCAGUGGAGUGUAAGGGCUCCCAUAUCCAGGUGCAAUCGAUUGGUUUGGGUGGGAUGAAAUCGCAAAUUGACAGUAUCAAUGAGAGUCUCGCUGAUUUUAACUCUGCCAGUACUCUUCUGGCCAUGCCCUCAUUUUAUGAGCAUAGCCGGGGUAUUUUGCUCUAUGGACCAAAGGGCACUGGCAAGACGGUACUUCUGGGACAAAUUCAAGGUGCAGGAUGGAGAAAAACGUUCAGUGUUGGGUCUUCUUUCGGUAGGAACAUUGGUGACGCCGAAACCAAGCUGCGUAAUGCAUUUCAGGAGGCAAUGCGUUGUCAACCAAGUGCUAUAAUCAUCGACCAAUUGGAGUCUAUCGCGCCCAGGAAAACCUCCAUUGACACCCAAUCCUUAACAACCGCACUUUGUGAAUGCUUGGAUAUAGUGAAGGGCGCUUUGGUCUUGGUUGUGGCCGCGACUCGACAUCCGAAUGAUGUCGAUGAUGUCCUAAGGACACCCCAUCGAUUAGCUCUUGAGAUUGAGCUUCAAGUGCCGACGGCGCAGGCUCGAAGUGAAAUCUUACAUGCCAUAUGCGGCAAGCCAUCCCCUGCGCUGAGUGAUACGCUAAUUGACCUAAUAGCGGAAAAAACGCAUGGUUAUGUUGGUGCCGAUCUCUUUGCAUUGCUUCAGUUGGUCUGUCGGAAGGCACGGAAACGCCAAUCGCCCGAGAUUACACCUUCUAGUUUAGCCAAAGACUCAACUGAAGGGCAAAUGGCGUCGGAUGAAGCAAAAGUUCUCUUAAAAAUUGAGGAUAUCGACAUUCUCUCUGCUCUGCAGGAGACACGGCCAACUGCUAUGCGGGAAGUAUUUUUAGAAACUCCGAAAGUGAGGUGGUCGGACAUUGGCGGACAACAUGAAAUCAAGAGACGCCUCCAAAAAGCAGUCGAGAGACCUUUGAAACAUCCACAAAGAAUGAAAAGAUUGAAUGUGAAUAGCAAAAAAGGCAUACUGCUAUACGGGCCACCCGGUUGCUCCAAGACUCUGACUGUGAAAGCACUUGCCACGGAAGCGGGACUGAACUUUCUGGCGGUUAAGGGUGCUGAAAUUCUUAGCAUGUAUGUUGGAGAGUCAGAAAGGGCACUGCGAGAAAUUUUUCGGAAGGCCCGGUCUGCAAGGCCUAGCAUUAUCUUCUUCGACGAGAUCGAUGCGAUAGCCUCAAGGCGCGGCAGCUCAUCUCAAGGGGGCGUUAAUGUUCUUACAACAUUAUUGAACGAGAUGGACGGAAUCGAAGAGUUGAAGAACGUGUUGGUCAUUGCUGCGACCAACAAGCCUGAGGUCAUUGACCCGGCCCUGAUGCGCCCCGGCCGUCUUGAUAACAUUCUCUAUAUUGGCCCUCCAGAUUUCGAGGCCCGGAAAGAGAUAUUGAGCAUCUGGUUUAGUAAGUCCGUGGUCCAUCCAGAAGUAGAGAUAGAGGCUUUGGCUGUGAAAAUGGAGGGAUACUCUGGAGCGGAAAUUGUCAGUAUAUGCGAGACAGCUGGUGAUGCUGCACUAGAUGAGGAAGAGGAAACAAAAUUGGAGCAGGAGAUUCGAAUGGUACAUUUCGAAUAUGCCCUUCAGCAAGUCCACAGGCAGAUAACAGCCGCUGUUGUGGAGGAGUACGAAAGAUGGGGGAACUCCACUAAUAUAUAGAGUCGUAUACAUACAUAUCUCUGUCCUAACUCGAAGGACGAGCGAAAGAGGGCAUUGACGCUCAUUUAUUGAUUCAGAAACAUUGGUCUUGU